GUUUAAACAACCAUUUCUCUUCCUCUUCUCCUUCUUCUUCAAUGGAAGAUCAGGUUGAGCACAAGAACCCUUCUUUAGAUGAAGUUAUCUUCGCGAGUGUAACCGACUGCUUACAAAGCUCAUUAGUUAUGGAUUAUAACUCACUAGAGAAAGCCUUCAAAUUUUCACCUUACAAUUCCUCUCUCCAACCGAUUUCAUUGACCAAUAUGGGCCAAGUAGUGAAUCACCCUUACUUAAAUCUAAAUCCAAAUUCUCCAAUAAUCUCUUCUUCCUCCAAUGAAGCUGAUCCUAAAGAGAACGUCGGCGAUAAGAAUGGCCCAAUGGAAGAUCACAACGAAGGAGACCAACAUGGUGAUGGUGAAAGCUCCAAGCCAUUGUCGACAAAACAAGGUAAAGGAAAAAGAGAAAAGAAAGAAAGAGAAGCUAGGGUUGCGUUUAUGACCAAAAGUGAGGUCGAGCAUCUUGAAGAUGGUUAUAGAUGGAGAAAAUAUGGACAAAAGGCUGUCAAGAAUAGCCCUUAUCCAAGGAGUUAUUAUAGGUGCACAACACAGAAGUGUAACGUGAAGAAACGCGUAGAAAGGUCGUUUCAAGAUCCGUCGAUCGUAAUCACAACCUACGAAGGAAAACACAACCAUCUAAUCCCAUCGACGUUGAGAGGUCCCCUGGUCGGGGAGCAUCUAUCAGGACACCGUGGAAGUGGUCUCCUCCAUAGCUUCCCACGUUACCAUCAAGAGUUUCUCAUGAUGAAUCAACAUCAUGUCAAUUAUCAAGCAGUGGAAUCUACAUCGCAUCGACAAAGCCAUGGUAACUCUAGUAAUUAUAGUAAUCAUCAGCAAGUUGUUGACUAUGGUCUUCUUCAGGACAUUGUUCCUUCAAAGUUACUGAAGCAUGAAUCUUGAGAGACAGUAAUGGAGAUCCAAAUCUUUCUCUUUGGUCAUAUGUGUAUUGUAGAGUAUUUAUGAAUACAUUGUAUAAGCAUAAAUAACUUGUAGUAUACAAACAUGUAUGUGUAUAUACAGUAUUUGACAGACAGCCUACUUCUAAU
This is a messenger RNA of Eruca vesicaria subsp. sativa (arugula), 1045 nucleotides long. The record is from the annotation of a GenBank genome assembly. NCBI's taxonomy places the organism in Eukaryota, Viridiplantae, Streptophyta, Magnoliopsida, Brassicales, Brassicaceae.